Messenger RNA from Cuscuta campestris, 1154 nucleotides. NCBI's taxonomy places the organism in Eukaryota, Viridiplantae, Streptophyta, Magnoliopsida, Solanales, Convolvulaceae. The record is from the annotation of a GenBank genome assembly.
GUGCCGCCGUUCGCUGUUCUCUGACCGUCUCUUCGGCGGCACACUCGAGGUCAGUCCCUCUGUUCUGCUCAUUCCAUGUAUGUCGAGUCUUCCACUCUUCGUUCGUCCGAAGCCGAGCACGGGCUCGUGCUCGGCAGUCAGGGUUCCGUACCCCAGGGCGACCAAGCGGAGCAGCCAGGUUCCCCAUCCAUUGAGGAAAUCGCGGCCGUAGAGGUGCCCGGGGAAACUGAGCCCCGCCUUCAGAAGCGCACAUUGCUCGUGGACUCGCUCAUCCGCGAGUGCAAGUGCGACUUGUCGAGUGACGAGUUCCUCAAAGCGGUGCGCUACGCCGGCCCCCUCGUGACCCUUCGUCGCCCUACCCCGGAGGAGUCGGUCUUCGACGCUCCUCCGGGCUACUUUGCCAUCCAUCUCAAGUCCCUUGAGAGCGGCUUCCGCUUCCCCCUCGAGUCUUUGGUCAUCGACUUCUUCAAGUACUUUGACUUCCUCCCGUGCCAACUGGUGCCGAACUCGCACCGGUACUUAGCGGGGUUCUUGAUCCGCUGCCGGGAGGUGGGCGUGCGGGCCGACCUUGAGCGCCUAUUGACCCUGUUCCGAGUGGCGAAGUCUUCCGGGUCGGAUGGGGAAGAGGAGCCGGCUGUCGGGGUUCGUGGAGUGGAUGGUGGGGCGGCCCGAGGCAUGACGUAUGAGCUCGGUGAUGCCAAGCUCGUUGAGGAUAAGGCCCUCGUUGUUGAGAACCCAGCCCUCUCCGCCAUAGUGGGAGACGUCGUCGCCUGGGUAGGGGAGGCCGGCGAUCCGCCCAAGCUGCUCAACGGUGAGCUCAAUCGGCGUGCUCUUGACAAGAGAGUAGAGCACGUCGUUCUCACGCUGGAGGUUGGAGUAGAAGUCCCGAGUCCUUGCCGGGUUGACCUCCUUCCGAGCCCGGGAGACGAAUGACCAUAUGCCGGUUUGAUGAAGCUACGCGUCAAGGUCGUCAUAGCCUUGCAGCUCCGGUAGGUGCUCCAGUACAAUCCGCGGGGGAGCCACAACCCGCUUGGAGAAGAAAAAGUGAGAAAGCGGGUGCGCUCCUCCUCGGAAUCGAACCAGAGGUAUGACCCCUCGCCAUAGUAGAGGCGUUCCUCGGAGGAUGUCACUGGAGCCCGGGAUUUGGCCUUAGA